AUGGCACCGACUGCGUGUGUUCCGCAUACUGAUGUAUGCUCCCUCAAAUCCGACAUCAACAGUCGGGACAAUCAUGGUUUAAUCAGUAUUCAUGCGGAGGAAUUGUUGCAAUCUCGGUUGGCUGCCAAGGACCUGGUUCUGGAUGUCCUGAAGAAACGGGCCACCGAGGUGGAUGUGGACCGGUGUGGUCCUGGGGAGGAGGAUGCGUUCUAUGUUGCUGAUAUGGGUGAGGUGUACCGCCAGCAUAUGCGCUGGAAGAUGAACCUAAGCCGUGUCAAGCCUUUCUAUGCUGUCAAGUGCAACCCCGAUCCUGAGGUUCUUCGCCUGAUGGCUCAGUUUGGUAAUGGGUUUGACUGUGCUUCCAAGUCUGAGAUCGAUCUAGCCCUUCAGACGGGCGUCGAUCCUAGCCGUAUUAUCUAUGCUCAACCUUGCAAGACCAAGUCUUACCUUCGUUUUGCGCAAGAGGUUGGCGUCAAGCAGAUGACUUUCGACAAUGCCGACGAGCUUUACAAGAUCAAGGCCCACUUCCCAGGUGCGGAGCUUUAUCUCCGUAUCCUGACCGAUGACUCGACCAGCCUGUGCCGAUUGAGUAUGAAGUUUGGCGCCUCCCUGGAUGUGGCCCAUCAGCUACUCCAGCUCGCUCACCAACUCGAACUGAAGGUCGUUGGCGUUAGCUUCCACGUUGGUUCCGGCGCUGAAGACCCCCGUGCUUUCCUGAAGGCGGUUCAAGACGCUCGUUUGGUGUUCGACCAGGCGGAAGAGAUUGGCCAUGAGUUGCAUACCCUUGAUGUUGGUGGUGGUUUCUGCCAGGAUACCUUCGAGAAGUUCUCUGGCAUCCUCAGCGAUGCUCUGGAGACUUACUUCCCGCCCAACGUCCGCAUCAUUGCUGAGCCUGGUCGUUACUACGUCGCCAAUGCCUUUACCCUGGCAGCCAAUGUGAUUGCUCGUCGCGACGUGCCAGACCCGCUGGACCCUACGCGGGAUGCGUACAUGCUUUACCUGAAUGAUGGUGUCUAUGGUAAUUUCUCGAACAUCAUCUUCGAUCACCAGCACCCCGUUGCUCAGGUUCUGCUGUCCGCUGCCAACUCUGAGCAGAGCACUCCGAAUUCUGCGACUUUGGAGACUAUCUCUUAUUCGAUCUGGGGCCCUACCUGCGAUGGCAUCGAUGUGAUCACUGAGCGCAUCGAUCUGCCUGGUCUUGUCAAUACUGGGGACUGGCUCUACUUCGAGGAGAUGGGCGCUUACACCAAGUGCAGUGCCACUCGCUUUAAUGGUUUCUCUGAUAACCACGAGGUUAUCUACAUCUCGAGCGAGACUGGUGCUUCUGCCCUGCUCAACUAUUAA
Molecule: messenger RNA, 1344 nt
Organism: Penicillium malachiteum
Lineage: Eukaryota; Fungi; Ascomycota; Eurotiomycetes; Eurotiales; Aspergillaceae
Product: type III PLP-dependent enzyme
Exons: 2
Coding region: 1-1344 (447 amino acids)
Cellular component (GO): cytoplasm
Molecular function (GO): ornithine decarboxylase activity
Source: RefSeq, a predicted model, not a curated record